AUGGACUUCAACUUGCUGUAUCCGACUAUCAUCCAGGAGUACAACAUCGACUUCAUGAUUGUUGACAGGAUGGAGGAUGAGGAGGGUGAAGAAAAAAUCCCAGAAUCACUGAGUCCUGAGGUUGCCCAGGGCAUUCUUCCCCGUCCCAUUGCUACUCUUGUCAACAGGCGUAGGCAGGCCAAAAGUCUAAUGAAAGACCGCAAAGCGACACAAUCACAGUUGCUUCAGUGGGAUAUCAAACAGAUGGCAUUGAAGCUUACAGCGAACAGUACUUGCGGUUGUCUGGGAUUCGAGUACUCCAGGUUCUACGCCCUCCCCUCGCUGCCCCCAUGA
This is a messenger RNA of Sparassis crispa, 333 nucleotides long. RefSeq lists its product as hypothetical. Gene Ontology annotation, cellular component: alpha DNA polymerase:primase complex. Gene Ontology annotation, molecular function: DNA replication origin binding; DNA-directed DNA polymerase activity; single-stranded DNA binding. The transcript has 3 exons. The record is from RefSeq and is a predicted model, not a curated record. Lineage: Eukaryota; Fungi; Basidiomycota; Agaricomycetes; Polyporales; Sparassidaceae. The coding region runs from base 1 to 333 and encodes 110 amino acids. Gene Ontology annotation, biological process: mitotic DNA replication initiation; lagging strand elongation; leading strand elongation.